Apis cerana (Asiatic honeybee) is the source of this 9139-nucleotide messenger RNA. RefSeq names its product tubulin monoglutamylase TTLL4. Gene Ontology annotation, cellular component: ciliary basal body. Gene Ontology annotation, molecular function: tubulin binding; tubulin-glutamic acid ligase activity. NCBI's taxonomy places the organism in Eukaryota, Metazoa, Arthropoda, Insecta, Hymenoptera, Apidae. The record is from RefSeq and is a predicted model, not a curated record. Gene Ontology annotation, biological process: protein polyglutamylation; microtubule cytoskeleton organization.
GCGAAUGUUUUACGGGAAGCAAGAUAAACUUGUGCGUUUCCUUCGUCUCGCAAACGCGCAUCGAGGAAGAUAUACGAGAGCGAGAGAGAAAAUAUCACGGAUAAUUUGUAUGGAAUAUCAAACAUCCAUUACAUUAUAAUUGCCUCUUCUCUUCUCGGUUAAACGGAGACACGAUGGAGGAGGAAGGAUGAUUUAAUCGCCGAGGGACCGAAGCUGGCAAUUUUCCCGGCCGGUCGAGUGUCUGCGUGAGACCGAUUUCGUGAACCAAUGCCACCUGGAUACGCCAUUUUGAAAGUUGGCGCUUUUUUAAACGCGGAUCUACGUAACGGAUCGAAAAUAGACACCAGGAGCGGUGCGUGUACCACGAAACCGCAAGAAAAGUUGCCAGCCUCCCCAGACUUGGAGCACCUCGCGGUUGGGACUCAGCUUUGAACCUUAUCCAAUACGUCUUCCAGUGAUCCAGUACAGGUAUUCGUUCCACUAUACCAAUCGAGAGACGGCCUUGACGUGUUUUCUUGCCUUUGACGCGGCUCCUAUCUCUCAACAUGGAGAGAGAUUGACAACCGCCUCGACAAAUCGGUGCCGACCGCGUUCCUAACUGCCUCCCCCUCUCCCCCUCCGGGUGUGCGGUUCUUCGAUCGAUCGAUCGAUCGAUCGAUCGGGACCACCAUUCAUAGACCACACCGCGCGCGCAUCACGGAAUGACAACAUUAACACGAGGAUCGAUACUUUUUCUUCCCUCAAAGGAUUCUUCCUUUCCGUUUUCCGUUCCUUUUACCACCGACGGUCAAUCUAUUUUUCACGUACACACUCGUCUCUCGAUGACCAAUCGAAAAUAUUUUUGACCGGCCUUGUUGAUUUUGUUCUACAGAUUUCUUAGAAAUCGAUAAGAUUUCUUGAAUUAUUUUGCUAAGCUAAGCGGGGAGGAAUUUCUUUUUUUUAUUUUUUACGGUUUAUCUCUAUAGCAAGAUUUGAAAUAUCACGAGCGCAUAAUACUCGAGUAAUAAUAAUCGAAGAAUUCGAUUACUCGAGAUUCGUAAGUUUAUAAUUAUAUUUAUACAACAUCGCGAUUCUUUUGUUAUUUCUCGCGCAUUAAAAAGUAAAAUUAAACAAGGCAUGCAUAUCGACACGUUUAAUUUAAUUUCUUCUUUCUACUCUAAUCUGAAGAGCGGAUAAAUAAACCCAAUAAUAAUACGCGAUCCAAAAGUAAGCAAGUUGAUCGCAUGAACGUAAUUCUGCUAUACACGUUCAACUAUAGCAACUCGUUCGUACCUUCCAACAAAGAACUCUAUUCAAGAAUUCGAUUAUUGACCGUGCUAUCACGAUUAUUAUUUUUCCUCCAAUUGAUAAGAACGGAACGAUCAACGAUCAACGACGGGUGUCACGUUACCGAUAAAUGCAUCUGUUCACCUUAGGGAAGCGAAUUAUUAAAUGUUAGCCACGCCUCGUGUAUCGCGCGAAACGCAUACGAAUCGCGCUCCGUGGAAAUUUGCAUAUUAGGUCGGCCCGCGUGGUCAUUACCUGAAACCUAGACGAAGGAAUAAUAUAUCCUCCGUGUCUUCCAGUACCGCCUAGCGGAAUUAUUUUUAAUCGAACGCGCAAAAAAACACGGGGGGAAUAAAAUAUGAUCGCGAUAUUUCAUCGUCGCAUGCCGCUAGGAAGAAGAAGUUGGCCGGCUAGAGACCAAUCUGUGCGUACGUAAUUCAACGUGAAUGCCGCGUGAAUGGUGCUUGGCCCAUAAUAAUAAAUCGUGGAAUCAACGAGUAUAUGUAACAGGUACACAACGCGACAUCUCUUGCAAAUAGAAUUAAUCCGAACGGUAAAAAAUUACUCUUCUUAAUCGUAUCUAUUUAGAUGGAAGGAAAAAGAGGAAAAAAUUCCGUUGAAUAUUUAUCCACGAAUUUUCUAUCCAUUUUCUUUUAUUCGCAGCCCGAGAUUGCGACACCUCGUACGAUCGUUUCGCACGAAUAUUACCGAUUCGAGUUAUCUAUCUUCGCUAUUAACAUUGAUCGGAUUAUACAAGAUAAAAGAAAGAUUGAAAAAUGCAGCAUAAAUUUUCCUAUUCGAUCAAGAUUUUUGCGAUAACGGGAUUAUCUAAUCAACCGAUUGUAAAGAAAAUUAUUGACGAUUAAACAAUAUUAAUUGACAUACGACUACUUAAAAAAAUAUAUAUAUCGCGUAUACAUCAUCGUAGAUGAUCAAGGUAAACUCUCCUUCCAUCGUCUUCGCUUUAUCGAAAGUAACAUUGGAAUUAAUAAUAAGCGCGCAACGUGGAUGUGAAAAGAUGUGUUAAUUUAUCGAUACCCGCGAAAAUACCCGCGUUUGUUCUCCCCGUUUUAGCUCCCGAGGAAAAAUAAUCAUUCAUAGCCGCGUUUCAUAGUUGAAACAAGUUUCGCAACAGAUCAACCGUUCGAUCGAUUUUAAUAACAACGGGUCACCGUACACGAAUUAUCGUUCAACCAAUCAAUCGGUGGAAUCGAUCGUAAAUCGCGCCAAUUUUAAAUAAACGUUCUCCUCAUUAAACGCGUUAACAAAUAUAUUCGCCUACGCGUAAUAAUCCUUAUUGCGCGCAUAUCUGGAGUUUGCAGAGAGGCAAAAUAAAUCUGCAACGGCUCGUUUGUCUUUGCUAAACAAUCUCAACGAUGCAAAGGUCCGAGGGAAACGGGGUCAAGCCGGGAUACCUGUGUUCUAGCGCCUCGUGAUCGGAUCGGCUGUUACCGGCGAGAAUCGAAAACUCGAUUGUCCAUGAUAAAUCGACAAUAAUCGCGCGCAAUAAUCGAUAAUUCAUCGGAUCGUUACGCGCCGGUUAUUUUCGAUGGAAGCGGAGAACGAAGAGUUCAUCUUCGUCGCGGAUCCCAUCGGCGCGGUUUCGACGUGGAAAAACUGACGUCAGUCACCGUCAGUGAUAUUCUUCUCCUGCGCACGACGAAUACGUACGCGUUUCCAAGCUGAACGAGGUUAAAGAAGUCUCGUCGAGGAGCGAUUCGCGCGAGUGAAUGACCAUAAUCACGACGAUGCCUAUUAGAAAGCAAUCUCGCGUUCGACAUCGUUGCAGUCGUUAAUAACGCUUCACCCUUUUUCCUUUUUUUUUCUUUUCUUUUCUCUUCUUUUCCCAACCCGAAUGAUUUUCGAAGGAUUAUCCGCUCGUGGGAGAGACUCUGUUCGAACGUGUUGCCGCCGAUUGUUUUUGUGCGAAUCGAUGUCGACGGGUGCAUAUAUGUAUAUAUACACUCGUAUGCAAGCGGGAGUUGCAAAAUCACGAAUGCGGCAGGAGUGCAGAACGCGGUACAGUGAAUAGUUUUCCAAGAUAAAGAACCUUUGGAAUAAGGUUGAGAAGAGAGGGGAUUUUUCGAAAAGGGAGCCGGCGAAGCUGUUUGGAUAUAUACGAGAUUUAAACUCCGUUUCGGGGGGGAUUUUAAGCGUACGCAUGCCGGCAUUGCGACAUCGCUAAUGCAUCGCGAGUACAGAGAAUGCAGAGCCGUGGAUGCACUGCAAAAUUACGAGAGUAGAGAACAACGGGUGGAAUUCCCUCCUGCUUAUGGAAGUGGGCUCGAAACACGGGGGGGAGAGGAGAGAAGAGGAAACCGUAGGAAAAAUAGAUAUCUAACGAAACGCGAUUCACGCAGAUUAUGACGUCGUUACGUUCCAAAAAGAAGAAUCCAAUGAUUUUUCUCCGAAUCUUUCUCUCGUAUAAAUAAGAUUAUCUUCUUUAGAAAAAGAUCGCCGCACUCUUGACUAAUUCGUCGAUAAAUAUAACAAACAAGCUAAGUAUGCGCGACAUAUAUCAUUUUACCGUUUUUCUCGUUUCGUGUUUUUCCAAUGAGAUACAAUGAAAAUCGUUUUAACAUUCUAACUCGAUUCAAUUGUCGAUCUUAAAGAGGUAAAUUAAAGAGAAGAAAGAAGCCAACCCAAGAUUCCCAAGCGACCAAGGGAAUCGGUUUUCAAUUAUGAAUCGAGGAUUAGACGUUCGCGCUUAGAGACCCAACUAAUCGAGGCACGAUCCAGCAACAGGAUCACGAUACACCUGACAGGAAAGCACGCACGUACACCGAUCGUCGGUUGUUUGCGAAAUCUCUAAUGCACGCAUUGAGCGUGUUACAAACAUGCGUACACGCGGGCAGAAUCUCGUCGCGAAUGCAUUCACGAACCGAAGGACGUCGUCCGGAGACAAUGCGAGGUGCAGGGGAGGAGGUCGAGUCGCCGCGUGCCUUGGAUCCCCAUAUGCAUCGGAUCGUCGCGUUUACUCGCGCGACGAAGCUCGAGAAUGGCGACCACGAUCUCGACGACACCUUCAAGGCUUCCACCACCUCCUCUAUUCUUAUCUGUCGCGUUUAUUCUCUUCCCAUCUUUAUACCGUACUCGAGUUUCGCAACGAGGCCUCUUCAUUAGCCGGGCUUCGAGCUCGCUUACCUUUAGAAAACCGCGACGCGACCUUCCUCCUCGCGAUUUUUCUCCUUUCUGUCUCUCUUCUGUCUCCCACUUCUUUUGUGUCAAAGAAAAAAGAAGAGGAAGGUUCGUAAAGAAAUUCGCUGCUUUUUAUUUUUAGAAAUAUCUUUAGAAAAGUUGCGUUAUAGUCGAUACAGUUUCUAAUCCAUGAAGUGGUAGUUUCGCGAAAGAAAAAGAAAUAAGAAUGAACAAUUUUUAACAAUUGACAAUGAAUAAAUAUCUAAUCGUCUAAGAAGAUCUAACUAACCGUUCCGUUAAUUCUAUCCAAUUAUCCAUUCAGUAGUCAAGCAUCUAUUCAAAGCCUUUUAAAAAAAUAUUUAAUCGUAGCAUUAAAACGUACGAUCGGGUAUAUUCUACUUUUUAGAAGUAAAAUGAUUUAUCUGGACAGGUUGUUUGACACGUUGACAAUUAUUAAUAGAUAACAGGAGCGAAUAACAGAUUUCCAUUUGAAAAGUCGUAGGAUAGAAUUCGUCUCGCGUUAUGCCUGCCACGUGAACCGUGUAUCGCUCCGCGAUAUAUUUCGUAUUAUCAGCGUAUUGGGCGUAUGUCUGGCGUAAAACUGCCAGAACCGAUAUAUAUCCAUAAUGCUCGAACAAAACCGAGGCAAAGAGGAGGCAAAAACAACAUGGGAGAACAAUGAAGACACCUUGUACCAGGUACCGUUUCCGAAUUCACCUGAUAAAAAAAAAAAUGUACGGCGAGUCGCGUGAUUUACGAUGGAUCCGAUUCACCGCUAACGGUACGCGCCUCCGGAGAAUCGUUUCGAAAGGAAACGAAUGGAAACCCUUUUACUUUGCACUCCGUUUCGGAAUCAAAGCGAAAACGGAGUAAAUACGCACACACACACACGCAUAUAUAUAUAUACAAGUAUCGUAGGAUCAUCGUUCUCACCGAGUUAUUUAUAAAAAUUCUUCUUCUAAAAAAAAAAAGAAGAAAAUUACACAGAGAGUAUUUACGUAAUACGUAUAUAAUCGAAAUUAUCGAUAUCAUCAUCCUGCACGUUUGCAAAUUCCACGCCUCUUAUAGAGAUUAUGCAAACAUUCCCACGAUACGAUUCAUCCACACCUAAUCCAAAAUAAUCUCAUUUUUCCAGCGUUCUACAAACUACCUCGCUCGCAGCACCAAAUCAUCUCCCCAAAUUACCAUUCUCGCGAUACCGGAACCAAAAGGACCACGUUUCCACCUACCAUAUACAUAUAUAUAUACAUACAUAUAUAAACGAACUUAGCCCGACUCGGCAACCGACGGCAGAAGGAGAAGGGAAAAAGGAGCGCGAUGCCGGAAGUGAGCGCAAGAUCGUUCAUCCCGGCAUGUAAAUUCGCGCGGUAUCUAAUAUCGCGCGCAUUGUACGCUCUCCCCGAGGUCCGUGGCGCGGCGGUUAGAUUAGAAACGUACAAACGCGGAGGAUCUCCUUAAAUCAAGCGUUUUCUGAUAUCUCUGUUUGCUGUUCGCCGAAAGCGGGAAGAGAGGAAAGUGGGCGCGCUACCGAACACCUGAAACUCCUUCUUCCCCCCCUUCCUCUCCCUCGCCGGCCGUGCACGUAUGCACGUACGUAUGUAAAUGCGCGUCUUAUAUCUGGGAUCAGGCGGGUAUAUUACAUUCCCUGCGCUCGCGUCUGUGCCCGAUGCAUUGUGCGGGGCGCGUACGGAGAGAGAUUAGAGAGCAGCGCGAGGGCAGCAUUCCUCGUGGGGAAAGAGGAGGUUAGACGACGGAACGAAGGUUGGCGUACGGUGGAGACGGACGCGCACCGGGGAACAAUUAAUCGUGCAAGAUGGAAAACGCAACUAGCGCGCACCAAGGAAUGCGCGUGAUGCGCGUAACAUCGACAAUCAGGGCCGUGAUUGCGCUACACGGGAAUCAAAUUAGCAUCGCCAUUAGAACCCGGACCCGGGGAGAGCUAUGGGGGAUACCGAUAGGCGUAUUUGCCCCGAUCUAUCGGGGGUCCGCCCCGAUGGAUCCUUUUUCCAGCCAGCUUUUUCCUUUUAUCAGGGACUGACUUUAUCCUCCUCCCGUUUUCUCGGGGAUUGCUUACUCGCCGUUCCAUGCGCGGGGUGUUAACGCGCAUUCGAUUCCUGUGUUCGACGUUGAAAUUGGGGCGAAAUUUCGGGAGAAGAAAUUACCGAUUCCCGUGAGAUUCGAUCAUGGAUUUUUCGACGCGACGAUGAUUAAAGUUUUGUCAAGAUAUCGGUGACUGAAUAAUCGAUCGAUUUGAUCAACGCGAGUCAAACGGUUUUUCUUUGGACGUUGGAUGUUAGAAUCCAUGGAUUAUUGGAACGUCCUGUAUCGAGUCUUGUGCGCGGCCAGAGGGAAGCACGUGCGUUGCGUGGCACGCGUUGCACGCAUAAACCCCGACCCAGCGUGUCCGCUCGUGUAUUCGACCGCUCCCUUCAACGAGAUAAACGCUCGGCUGGCACGCAAAUGCGGAAAGCCGUCGAAUCAAUCGCGGCAUUGUUCCUUAGCGAUAGGAAAUAGGUGAACGGAAACUGAUUUAAUGAAAGCCAUUACGCUCCUCCUCGCAUCUAAUCGCUUAAAUAAAAAAAAGAGGGAGGAGGAGCUGUUGCGAAGCAUCGGUCGGAAUUUUCUCGACGAUGCCUCUGCUACGGUCCAACACGGGUUUGCGACACGAUUCAUCUCGAUUCGUCGUUUCUAAAUAAAUUUAUCGACUAUCGAGCGCGCGAAUCGAAACGAGUUUCGCGUACAACUUCAACUAGCAAAGUUUGAUAAUGGAGUUCUAUUAAAAUUCCCAGUGUAUCUAAAACACUGUACGAUAAUGAACGGAAAAUUUACGAGUAUCUCAAUAUCACGAUGCAUGGUGACUUCGACCAUCCUAACACACAGGAUCUCGAAAAUACGUCGAAUCGAUGCGCGACGACCAGCACUUCCAACGGAAUGAUUAACCUCAAUUUCGACGAGGAAUGGUUGACCUACGAAAAACUCACGGAAAUAUUUCUGUUUCAAACGAUUUCGAAGGCGAAAUUGACCGAUCCUCGACCCGUUAGAUUGUGCAAGACGAUACAACAACAAGCGAAAUCCGUAGACGUGUUGAGACAUGUUCGUCAGUCUUCGAAAUUAGCGAAGAACAAAGUAGUGGCUCUGAAAAAUGCGAACCAACCGGUUAUUUUCGAUAAAAGAGCGGAUGGGGAUAAGGCUAGGGACGUUGCGCCAAUACCAAUGAGAAAAAGCCUCUUCCCAUACGUGUCUCCUUACGUUCUCUUCCAAAGCCACGAUCACGUACCAACGAAAAAAUUGCCAAGGGAUUUUGUCCAACUUUUCAAAUGGAAGUUCACUAGCUCCAUGCCCAGGAUAUUGAUCAGGAUCCUGGUCAAUUCUGGAUACGAAGUGGUGAACAAAGGAUCGGAUUGGUCCGCCGUUUGGAAUCUGUCUAGCAAAGACGUAAUGAGGUUUCGACGUAUGAAACCGUUCCAAAAGGUAAACAACAUGCCCGGUUCGCAUAAUAUUGGGGACAAGGAUUUAUUGUGGACUCACUUGAACAAAAUGUCGAAGAAAUUCGGAUCCGAUUACAACUUCAUGCCUCGUACGUACAUCCUACCCAAGGAGAUACAAAAAUUCGAGAGCAUGUGGAGCAGACACGGCAUAGGAACCACGUGGAUAAUCAAACCACCGUCCGCCGGUCGUGGCCAGGGUAUCAAGAUUGUUAAUCAAUGGUGGGAAAUACCAAAGUGGCAUUCGGUAAUCAUUCAACGAUACAUCACCAAGCCGAAACUAAUCAACGGAUUGAAAUUCGAUCUGCGAAUAUACGUUCUUCUAACAAGCAUCAAUCCGCUCAGAAUUUAUAUCUAUCAAGAGGGAUUGGUUCGUUUCGCUUCGGUUAGAUAUAUUCGUGGAAGCAAUUUAAACGACAAAUAUAUGCACCUGACAAACAGCAGCGUGAACAAACAGAAUCCCGCAUACGUGAUGAACGAUGGAGUGAAUUCGUUCAAAGGGCAUAAAUGGUCUUUCUCGAGUCUAUGGUCCUAUCUAAAGCAGGAGGACGUGAACGUUAGCGAAUUAUGGUCCCUGAUCAAAAACAUCAUUAUCAAGACUUUCGUAGCCGUGGAAUCUAGCAUGAACGCUGCCAUUUCGGAAAAUCUUGUUUCGAGUUACAGCUGUUACGAAUUGUACGGUUUCGACGUACUUCUCGACGAAAGUUUGAGACCCUGGUUACUCGAAGUCAACAUUCUACCCUCGUUGCAAACCGAUUCGCCGCUCGAUACUUCCAUCAAGGGUACUUUGGUGAAAAACGUGUUGAACAUGGCUGGCUACCAGAUACCGAAAAACGAGCAAGUUUCGAGUAACGGUAUAUCCAACAAGAAGUACGACUCGAUCGCGCACAAUUACAAACUGUACAGCACGGCUUUGAAUCUUCAAGAGAAGACGAAACAGAACGAGAUCAACGCGAUAGAAACACGCGACGAAUAUUUGGCCAUUAUACUCGAGAAUCUGACCAGGGACGAUAUCAGACAAUUGAUUCGUUACGAGGACGAGCUCAGCCAGGUUGAAAACUUUGAGAAAAUUUUCCCUACCAAAAAUAGCUACUGUUAUUUCAAAUUCUUCGAAGUGAAGAGAUACUACGACCGAUUAUUGGACGCUUGGGAAAAUCGUUAUUCGGAUAACAGAAUGGAAGGUAUUCGUAGGCUGCAGCGAUAUUGCGAGAAUAUGCAACAUCUAGAUCAAAAUGAUUGAUCUAGAUUGA